CAGUGAGGCACGUUGAUUCCGAGGUGGUGAAACUAUGGUGGAUCCGUGUGCGUUCAUGCAGAAACGACCACACAUACACCCAUACAUGUCCACUGACCCACCUGUAACUCCAACAAUUAAUUAUUAAAGAACAUUAAGGAACCUCUCUGUGUCCUGCUGAUCAGAGCCCCUGUCCUCAAAGUGCUAUCAAGCCAGCACCUUCCCAGAGUACCCACUCACAUCCAGCACCCCUCAUAGUUUUCUGCCAAACAGCAGUUCAUAUGGAAAAAAUCCUGUAGAGGCAUGGGAAACCUCCUGCACUGCAAACAGAGGAUCUAGCCACCUAUCCCAAUUGCAGUCAUCCUUGUGCACAAACUGUAUAUCAAAACUGAGUGAAUGUGGUAUACAGGGUAACCAGCUGACAUUCAGGGUGCAUCAGGUGGGAGCUAAUCACGGCCUUGACACUAUGCCUUACCCCCGAUAUCUAAUUUCUACUGGCACAACAGGAUAUUUGUGAACGUCCCCAUGCACACACUUAUGAACCCAUGAUGCCUAACCAAAGACCGAGUCAAAUCAGGUUUUGGGGAACUAUAGACUUUGCACAGUCAGAAUCCACCAUUGCCCAAUGUACAGUAUACCACCUGGAUCCUUACUGGAAUGCUGGGGGCACUCUCUGAGGAAGUGUUGGCCCCAUUUCCAGCAGUCCUGCUUUGUGGAACCCCAGGUGAGUCAGGGGCAAUGUCCGUAGUGGCAGGAACCUGGGACAGAGAGAAAGAAGAUGGAGGAUAAGAGGAUUAGAGCAUUGAGGGGAGGGGAAAGUCUCUGGUGUGAGUGUGAGUCCUGGCUUCCUGUGGGAGGCUGGCAUUGGUCGGACAGCUGCUCGUGGCUGUACCUUUGCUCCAGGGCCCCUGGGGUGGAUAGUGAUCUUCCGCCUAAUGCAGUUGCCAGAUCCCCAAGGCAGUGGCACUCACCGCCCCCGCUGGCAGACCCUCCACAAAUUGCUCCAGUAAGCAAGCAAGUGGACCCCAAAGUGACACCAGUGAUUCAGCCCCUCAGACGUCUACCGCUUGCCCUCCGGGAUGGUGUUGCAGCCAAACUCUGGAUUUGUGUAGCUAGGAGCUCACCACUCUCUUCCAUGGCUCAAAGGUAUUCUCAAAGUUGGACCUAUGACAAGGCUACCUUCAAGUGCCCCUCCACCCAGCCAGCCAGCCGGGAGCCGACCUCUGUCUCUCAGGUUGCUUCGUUCCUGGGAGUGACCAUUUAUUACCUGUGCUUCCUGCCCCACUACUCUGACAUGGUAGCAUCCCUGUGUCAACUACUGAGAAAGGAUGACCCAUGAUCUUGGUCAUCAGUAUGCACACAGGCCUUCUCUACACUAAAGACACAGUUAACCUCUUCCCAUGUCCUUGCCCAAUUUUGACUCUUCUGUCCCACCAAACUACUCUGCCUUGCCAGAUGAUGAGGAACCAGUCCUCAUUCAAACACUGUACACACCUCAGCAGCCUGUAGUCAUGUUCAAGGACCUGCAAGCAGAGUCAGACAAGAACCCAAUACUGUCAUCUGUGUUUCAGAGGGGCUCUGCACAAUCAUCCCAAUCAACCUGCGUGCCCACAAGGGGCACCUGGGUAUUAUUAAAAUCUCGAACUAGUAUCGUGGCCAGCCAUUGACCGGGACAUUGAAUAUCUGGUCCGGAAAUGCCCAGCACGUCUACAGAAACCACAUACUAACUAUCUGGAUGGGGACAUCAUCGUGAUCUUACCACACUUACACACUUACAUUCCGUACUUAACCAAGUGCUAUGAAAGCAUUAAUUAAUAGUCCUGUACUCACUAUAAGCAAAUGUUUUAUAGUUUGCCACAAAAUAAAUCCAUUGAAUGUGGCCGUUUUACUCAAGUCUCAACUUGUAUAAUUGUCUAAUUACUAAAUCUAAAUUUCAAAUCAAUGUAUCCAAGAGCAAUGGAACGAUACAGUUUCUAUUAAAAGAAAUAGCUGCAAAUAAUCAAAUUAAUUGUCAUAAAAAUGGCUAUGACAAAAUGUGUGUUAUUCAAAACACCAUCAAUUCCAUAAUGCUGCAAAUCCAAAAGAACCCCUUGCCUAGUUUUGUAACGUUAAUGUUAAUUUCACUAGCUCACUGUGAGUUUGUGUGAGGUGCACUGGCAGAGAAGAACCCAAAAGCAUGACAGAGACAGAGGAUUGAUAACUUAGGAGAUGGUGAAUGGAGUAGCCAUACCCGUUGUCCAGAGCAGUGGCGUAACAUAGUAACAACGGGCCCCAGUGCAAGCUUUUAUAACCCACACACACACUGUAUGUGGUAUAUAUUACACAGCAAUGUUGUUAUGCCCCAGUCCUAGGACAUAACAAGAUAAAGCCUCAUCUUCCCCAAGUUCCAAGUGACCGCUAACAAUUUUUAGUUGUAUAUUCAGAAAACAAAAUGAUGUAUAUACAAAAGUAAUUUAAAUAACAAAAUUAGAUGACAAUAUAUUUUAACUGAGGUAUAGGCUUCAGGGUUGACUAAGGCCAAAAUAACAAACAAAAAGUUGCCUGUCUAGAAAAUAAUAAACCUUACCUAGUCAACCUUAAGGAAACCAAAUGACAAGGUCUACAAAGCUGAAGUUUGACCGGUUACGUGCUGCCAUUCUGCCCUCUGAUGUCCACCAUAUCGGCUCCUUAUGUAGCAGGUGGUGGAGUACAGCCAAUCGAGAGCCAGGGCCCAGAAGCACUCCACCAAUCCUGGCACGGCAAUGGCACACACCUAUUUGCCUCGGAGAUUGAAGACUAAAAAAAACGCAGGGCACACACAAAAAGCACUCACAGCAGUGUGAAAUAAAAAUAAUGACUACAGUCAUAACAAUGUUUAUUUCACUUUGGCUAUUGUACUGGAAAGAUAGAAAGCAGAGGUCAAAGGGGAAGUGAUCAGAACCAUGGACAGCACUUGGUCAGAGUGCUGAGAGGUAAAAACUAUAGCUGUGCCUCAAUAGUCAAGGCUGCAAAUGUCCAUGGAUGAUGUGUAACAGUUAGGGGAUGAAGUAGGCCACAAGGAGUUGACCAUCUCUCUGUUUUCUUAUUACAAGGAUGUCCACCAGAAUCAUUGUCUAAGCAGGGCUAAGGUGUGUUUCAAACCUGGAUGACAAGCCACAAGACAAUCUGGCAGAGGAGAUAACCUUCAACAGACUGGAACCAUUUCUCAACUGCUGCUGGAAAUUAUGUCUUUGUGUUUACAUACACGUGUACAGAGUGUUAGGGAAGAAGAUGAUGAGUCAGUGGGGAACUGAAGGUGGAAGGUGAGAGGAUAAAAGGAGCAAACUGUGGAGCAACCAUCUACAUUGACAACCGCACAGGAUCAGGAAGGAUAAUGGGAAAAGUGUUGUGGCUGCUGGCCUCUCUGGCCUCUGUGAUUUAUCUGGUUGAUGGUUCUCCACUGAAGGUGAUGUCUGCCCCAAAUGUGUUACGUGUAGGAACAACAGAGAACAUCUUUGUGGAGUGUCAAGACUGUACAGGGGGAGACAUACAGGUUCACAUCAACGUAAUGGACCAUCCAACCAAGCUGGUGACCACAUCUGUGACCCUUACCAGUGCAAAUAACUUCCAGGCACUUGGACAAAUAAAGAUCCCCGCUGCAGUGUUUAGCAAGGACGCCACCCUGAAGCAGUAUGUCAACCUGCAAGCUCAGUUCCCUGACCACCUGCUGGAGAAAGUCGUCCUUGUGUCCUUACAGUCCGGCUACAUCUUCAUCCAGACUGACAAGAGCCUCUACACCCCUGACAGUGAAGUUCUUUACAGGCUGUUUGCAGUGACACCUCGUAUGGAGCCCGUGCAGAGGAAUGAGAUGAAUGACUUAAUUGACGUUGAGAUUAUGACUCCUGAAGGCAUCACUUUAGCUGUUGAAUUGGCCUCUCCACUAUCGGGAAUCCACUAUAAUGAUUUCAAACUAGGUGAAAAUGUCAGUCCUGGAGUCUGGAAAGUGGUGGCCAAAUUCCGCAACAACCCACAGCAGAGCUACACUGCAGAGUUUGAGGUCAAAGACUAUGUGCUGCCAGGUUUUGAGGUGAAGCUGACGCCUUUGAGCUCCUUCUUCUAUGAGGACAGUCCAGAUCUCACUGUCAUCAUCAAAGCUUCGUAUCUGUUUGGUGAAGAGGUAACUGGCACAGCAUACGUGGUAUUUGGGGUUAUGCUCGAAGGUCAGAAGAGGAGCUUUCCAAACGCUCUUCAGAGAGUAGCGAUUGAAAAUGGUGCUGGAGUGGCCAAACUGAAGAGGGAACACAUCACACAGACCUUCCAAAAUAUCGACCAGCUUGUGGGGAGUUCCAUAUUUGUAGCAGUCAGUGUGCUGACAGAGAGUGGUAGUGAAAUGGUGGAGGCAGAGGUGAGAGGCAUCCAGAUCGUUAGAUCCCCCUACACCAUUCACUUCAAGAGAACACCCAAAUAUUUCAAACCAGGAAUGUCCUUCGAUGUUUCGAUUGAAGUUGUGAAUCCAGAUGAAACUCCAGCUCAAGGUGUUGCUGUGGUGGUGAAUCCAGGUGAAGUGAAGGGUUUGACUGCAGCUAAUGGCCUUGCAAAGCUUACCGUCAAUACAGAGGCAAGAGCAUCAGAUCUGAGAAUCACUGCAAAAACCAGUGAUCCUCGUAUUUUAGCAGAAAGACAAGCAUCAGCCACCAUGGUAGCUCUUCCAUAUAAAAGCAUAAGCAACAGCUACAUCCACAUAGGUGUGUAUACAGCAGAGCUGCAGUUAGGAGACUAUCUGAAGAUCAACCUCUACUUGAACAGGCCGUCAAAUCAAGACACUGAUAUCACAUACCUGAUCCUGAGCAGAGGUCAGUUGAUCCAACAUGGCCGUUACAGGACAAGAGGACAAGUAAUAAUUUCCCUGACCAUUCCCAUCACCAAAGACAUGCUGCCAUCAUUCCGCAUCAUAGCCUACUACCAUCCAAAUGACAAUGAAGUGGUAUCAGACUCUGUCUGGGUGGAUGUCAAGGACUCCUGCAUGGGCUCGCUGAAGUUAGAACCAUCAAGACCUGCUGCAUCCUAUAAGCCUCGAAGAAGGUUUGGUCUGAAGGUUACUGGAGAUCCAGGAGCCACAGUUGGACUGGUGGCAGUUAACAAAGGAGUCUCUGUUCUGAAUAACAAGCACCGCCUCACCCAGAAAAAGGUGUGGGACAUUGUGGAGAAAUAUGACACAGGCUGCACCCCUGGUGGAGGAAAGGAUGGUAUGAAUGUGUUCUACGAUGCUGGGCUGUUAUUUGAGUCCAGCACAGCUUCUGGAACUCCUUACAGACAAGAACUAAAAUGUCCAGCCCCCAGAAGGAGGAGAAGACAAACCACUAUUAUGGACGUCACAAGCAGCUCAAGUGAGAUUGAAGACGACAGUUACGUGGACAGCAAUGAGAUAGUGUCUCGCACUGACUUCCCUGAAAGUUGGCUGUGGACAGACAUCAUUCUGCCCUCUUGCAACAAACCCAGCUGUGCAUCCGAGAAAAACGUUCCUUUACCAGACUCAAUCACAACCUGGCAGUUCACUGGCAUUAGUCUGUCAACAACCCAUGGAAUCUGUGUCAGUGAGCCGUUAGAAGUGAUUGUCCAGAAGGACUUCUUCAUUGACCUUAUACUGCCCUACUCUGCUGUCCGUGGAGAGCAGCUAGAAAUUAAGGCAAUUCUCCACAACUACACCCCCGAUCUUAUCACUGUGCGUGUGGAUCUGACUGAGACGGAGGAUGUGUGCAGUGCAGCGUCUAAACGUACAAGAUAUAAUCAGGAUGUCAGAGUCGGGCCCCUGACUACACGAUCAGUUCCCUUCAUCAUUAUACCCAUUAAGUACGGACAAUUCAACAUUGAGGUCAAAGCAGCCGUGAAGGACUCGUCGCUCAAUGAUGGAGUCAUGAAGAUGCUGCGGGUGGUGAACCUCUUCACAUGCGCUUGUAUAGGCUUCCUUGAUGAUAGAUCAUUCAGUUUAGAUUUCAUCUUCUUCCUCUUCGUCAUCCGAGUUGUAGCGUGGAGCAUCAAAGCGGUUUGCCAAGCUGCGAGUUGUGCCCAGCAGGUGGCCAAAAGUAGGCGGUGGUCCGAACCGACAUCAGCGCUUCUCUUUAUUCUGCAGUCCUGUAGUGUUCCCUGCCGUCUUCCAGAAAAUGUGGUCUAUCUGGUUUUCAACAGAUCCAUUGGGUGAUAUGUGGAAUUUUAUGUGGAAACAAGGUGACAGACAGACGACUUUAU
Molecule: messenger RNA, 6183 nt
Organism: Solea senegalensis (Senegalese sole)
Lineage: Eukaryota; Metazoa; Chordata; Actinopteri; Pleuronectiformes; Soleidae
Product: complement C3-like
Exons: 26
Coding region: 3332-6136 (934 amino acids)
Molecular function (GO): endopeptidase inhibitor activity
Source: RefSeq, a predicted model, not a curated record